Messenger RNA from Teleopsis dalmanni, 2504 nucleotides. RefSeq names its product molybdenum cofactor sulfurase 3-like. Bases 113 to 2482 code for a protein of 789 amino acids. Gene Ontology annotation, molecular function: molybdenum cofactor sulfurtransferase activity; molybdenum ion binding; pyridoxal phosphate binding. The transcript has 4 exons. The record is from RefSeq and is a predicted model, not a curated record. Gene Ontology annotation, biological process: Mo-molybdopterin cofactor biosynthetic process. Lineage: Eukaryota; Metazoa; Arthropoda; Insecta; Diptera; Diopsidae.
UUACUUCAUUAAGCGGUAGACGUAGAUGUAGAUUGAAUGCCGAUAGGUUUUAUUACCUUUAAUUGUUUUGAAAUACUGAUAAUUAAAUAAAGUUGAGACAAAUUAAUUUGAAAUGACAAAAUUCGAGGAAGAAUUUACUGAAGCUGAAUCAGAAAGUAUAGCAAAGGAAUUUUUACGAGUUGGAGAUAACAUAUACCUUGACCACGCUGGCACAACGCUAUAUUCUGAAAAACAGAUCGAUGACGCUGCGCAAGUAUUAAAGAAAAAUCUAUUUUGCAAUCCACAUACUUGCAAAAUAACUGGAGAUUUAGUGGAUCAAGUGCGUUACAGAAUUUUAAACCAUUUUAAUACUGACGCUACUGAAUAUAAUGUUAUUUUUACUGCUAAUGCAACGGCUGCCCUGAAGCUGGUUGCUGAAACAUUUGAUUUUGGUCAAAAAGAUGGACGUCCUGCCGGUGCCUUUUACUAUUGCCAAGAAAAUCAUACAUCCGUGCUUGGUAUGCGGGAAGUUAUAAAAACUGAUAAGCUAUUUGUCUUGACAAAAGAUGAACUAGUAAAAAAUCUGAAAAUAAAUACUUCUGAAAGCGAACUAGAAGCCCCUAUUACAGCUAAAUCACAAGAUCACAAUUCGUUAGUUGCGUUUUCUGCUCAGUGUAACUUUAGUGGAUAUAAAAUGCCACUGGAAGUAAUUGAUGUUAUACAAAAGAAAGGAUUAGCAGUGCAACCAAAGCAAAUAAGCGGCAUUGAAUAUACUCCAACGGACGAUGAAAGUAAUUUCUUUGUUUGUCUGGAUACUGCAUCGUAUGCUGCUUCAAAUUACCUGGAUUUAGGAAAAUUUAAGCCGGAUUUCUGUUGUUUAUCAUUUUAUAAAAUGUUUGGAUAUCCAACUGGCGUUGGAGCAUUAUUGGUCAGUAAACGAGGACAAAAUGUUUUAAAUAAAGUAUACUAUGGCGGUGGUACUGUAAAAAUAGCUAUGACAAGACAAAACUUUCACGAAAAACGUGAUGGUUUUACAGAACGUUUCGAGGACGGCACAUUACCAUUUUUAACUAUUGCCUCCUUGCUGGAAGGAUUUCGUACACUGUAUCGCUUAAUACCACCAACGAUAACUAAAACUACAGGGGAACGUAUUGCUGCACAUGUUUUUCAAUUAGCAAAAUAUUGUCAUGAUUUCCUUGGUCAAUUGCAACAUGCAAAUGGUUCCCCUCUUGUUAAAUUUUACAAUCACACAAACUAUGAAAGUGUGAAGGUGCAAGGUGGCCUUGUAACAUUUAAUAUUUUACAUGACGAUGGUUCGUAUGUGGGAUUUGCGGAAGUAGCUUGUAUUGUAGCAGUACAUAAUAUACAAAUGAGAACUGGGUGCUUUUGUAAUCCAGGAGCAUGUCAAGUAUUCUUAAACCUAUCUGACAACGACAUACUUAAACAAUUCGAGUCUGGACACAUUUGCAGUGAUUAUAAUGAUUUAGUCGAUGGUGUACCUACUGGAGCAGUUCGAAUGUCUUUUGGUUAUAUGACAACGAAAGAAGAUGUUAGCAAAGCAAUUCAAAUAAUACGUGAUUGCUACCUCACCUCUACAGUCCAACGUUUAAGCAUAUUGGAAAAUUCAACUUUGCCAAGUGCAUUGCAACACAUUCCACAACGUUUACGCGCACAUUUGAAAAAAAUUUGUAUAUAUCCAAUUAAGUCCUGUGGUUCAUAUGAUGUAUUAGAGUGGCAGCUCACUAAUACUGGUUUUAAAUAUGAUCGCAAUUGGAUGAUCGUUGAUAACAAUGGCAUGGCGAUUACUCAAAAACACAAUACACGAUUGUGUCUCAUAAAACCAGAAAUUGAUCUUAAAAAAGGUUACCUCACCAUAUCAUUUCCGAAUAUGAAGUGUAUUGAUGUACCACUUGAAAUAAAUGAAGAUGCAAAGAUUUUGGAAACUAGUAUUUGUCAGAGUAAAGUAUGUAAUGAUAUAAUAAAAGGGAUCGAUUGUGGAGAUGAAGUAGCACAUUGGUUAUCUGAUUGCUUGGAAAUGGAUGGUUUGCGCUUAAUAAAACAAAAUACCGAACGCCGCAAUCAAGAUGGUACGGUCAGAGAUAUAGCAUUAGCAAAUCAAGCACAGUUUUUACUUAUUAAUCGUGCUUCCGUUUGUUGGUUAGCUAACAAGGUUGAAACAGAAAAAGAAUUGCUCGACAAUACGCUAGGUCGUUUUAGAGCAAACCUAAUCAUUGAGACUUCCAAACCUUUGGAAGAGAAUAAUUUUAAAGAGCUUUGCAUAAAUGACACCAUAUUUAAGGUGGAUGGUUUUUGUACACGUUGUCAAAUGAUCUGCAUCGACCAACAGACUGGACAAAAAACAAAUGAACCAUUACGAACCAUUGCGCGCGUAUUUAACGGUAAAAUACGAUUUGGUAUAUAUAUGUCUUUAAAGAAUACUUUUAAAAAUGAAGUACUUAUAUCAUGUAAAGAUACGCUGACAGUCAAGUACAAAAAUGACUAGUAUUCUGAAAAUAAAUUGUUAA